ACUUGAACGCUGAAUAAUGGCUGUCCCAAAAGCGGAGUCGGGAUUAUGAGUACCCGGUACCUGUUAACAGCUGAAUCAGCUCAGCUAAUGAAAUGUUUCCGACAGAGGGUACUGUUGUUUCUUCUCUGUCGUAUGAGCUUAGAAUCUACUAUGACUCUGAGGCUGAAGACCAGAAUCGAUCAAGUACCACCAUUCCAGAUGGGCCAGGAGUUAACAACGUUCAAGCCUCCCGGCCCCCGAACUCAAGUCGGCUUCUCGAGGAUUCUCGUGGGUACCUUUCAAGUACAUUCGUAAGGCUUAUUCACAUGGAUGUCAGCAACUGACUGAAGCGAUGCGACAACAGAUGUCACAGAGUCCUACCGUCUCACACAUAAAUAUGAGCACCCCUUCGCCUGAAAUCACCCAAAAUUCUAUUCAAUCAUCAUCACCACAAUGUCUGAACAGCUCACUCUAUACCUCCACCCGCUCUCGCCCUAUAGCCAAAAGGCCGAAUUAGCUCUCAUCGAGGCCAACGCACCCUACACAGGCUACAAAAUCGAUGUAUUCAAUAAGCCAGAGUGGUUUGUUAGCAAAGUGAACCCCGUUGGCAAGGUGCCCACUGUAGCAUAUGGAGGACCCAGCGUUAACCCCGACGAACCUUCACCCGCUUCCAGCAAAAUCACAGAAUCGAAUGUCAUCCUCGAGUUCUUGGCGGAUCUCUAUCCAAACUCUGGCCUCCUGCCAAAGGAUCCUGUUUCACGCUCCAAAGUCCGUUCGUUCCUCGAUGCGAAUAGUAAAUCCAUCGAGGAGCCGCUUUACGCCUUCCUCGGAGGGGUGGGGUCAUAUGAGAAUGUCUUGAAGGGCAUUGAAGCCAUCCAAGGACUUCUUGAGGAGGACGCAGAUUUCGCAGUUGGAGUUCAUUACACCAUUGCAGAUGCCUCCAUCUCGCCACACAUCGCAAGGCUCAGGAUCAUCACCGAGACCGACGCAGGCCGAUUCCCUGCCGGCAUGGGGAUCAAGCUGGGUGAGGAGCUAAAGGGACCCAAGUUUGCUAAAUUCACGAAAUACGCCGACCGAGUAUUGCAGCGUGCAAGUUUCAAGCAAACCUUUGAUCAGGAGGGUGUGGCCACAUUCUUCAAGACGUUUUAUGCGCGCGCGCAGUGAACAUAUACCUGCUAAAAUAGAAUAGAAUUAGCUUCGUACGAUAUAGCUUACUCAGUUUGCAGUAUAUCCAGACGAAUAUUAAUAG
Molecule: messenger RNA, 1228 nt
Organism: Suillus fuscotomentosus
Lineage: Eukaryota; Fungi; Basidiomycota; Agaricomycetes; Boletales; Suillaceae
Exons: 7
Coding region: 433-1143 (236 amino acids)
Cellular component (GO): cytoplasm
Source: RefSeq, a predicted model, not a curated record